GUGUUCCGACUGUGUUUGCUCGGAUAGUCCGGUUAACUUUUUUUCGUCGUUGUUUUCAAUAAAUUGGCAAAAACACGCGCUUAGAUAAAAAAUACGGGUUACAUACUUGACUAUAAGUAACGAGCGUGCGGAUCUUGGAGAUCUCGCGACAUUUCCGUGUGAAUGAAUUAACGUUACACAACAUGUUUAGUAACAUGCAUGUUGCGAAAGCCGUGUGGUGCGUGCUAUACCGGCUCAUUGUUGCAGCCCUGCACGCAGCAGAGGAAGCCGAGAAACUCUGCAGGCGUUAUUAUUUUAAGUUUAAGUCUGUUAAAGUGACUAGUUUAUCAGCGGCGAGGUCUAUUUCCUGGUUUGGUUGCAGCACAGCUGGAUUUUUUCCAACAAAAUGCCUGAGGGACCAGAGCUCCACCUGGCAAGCCUCUACGUGAACAAAAUGUGUAAUGGAGUGGUGUUUACUGGGCCGGUCAGAAAAUCUGAGGUCAGCAAGAGUCCUGAUGUGCCCUUCACCUGUGAGGCUUAUCGAAUCACAGCCACUUCCAGAGGGAAGGAAGUGAUGCUCACGCUGACACCCAUGAAGAGUGAUGAUCCAAAACGGAGGGUAAAGGCAGGACAGGCAGACCGGCCCAUGGAUAUAGUCUUUCGCUUCGGGAUGUCGGGUUAUUUCCGCUUCACCACAGAGGAUGAGCUGCCCAAACAUGCACACCUGCGUUUUUAUUCCAAAGAGAAGCCCUGCAGAGUGCUGAGCUUUGUGGAUGCACGCCGGUUUGGCAGCUGGCAGUCCAAUGGGACAUGGCAGCCUGGCAGAGGGCCCUGCAUCAUGUUUGAGUACAAAAGCUUCAGGGAGAACGUGGUGUCGCACUUGUCCGACCGCGCCUUUGACAGGCCCAUCUGUGAAGUCCUGCUCAAUCAGAAGUACUUCAACGGUAUCGGGAACUACCUGAGGGCUGAAAUCCUUUUCAGGUUGAACAUCCCACCCUUUGUCGCUGCCAGGACCGUACUGGAAGGCCUUGAGUCAGAAGAUUCAUGUGAAAAUGAGAAGCCUGUGAAAAAAGAGUAUGCGGACACAAAGACCCCAGACAGAGCUUCACAGAAGAGGCUGAAAGGCGAGACGGGUGACCUGCUGAGACUGUGUAAUAUAGUACCUCUAGAGGUGGUGAGCCUAGGGGGAAAGGGCUACGAUCCAGAGAAGGCGGACUACUCUGACUUUGAGGCAUGGCUGCAGUGCUACUACGUGGAUGGAAUGAAAUCUGUCCGGGACCACAAUGGUAGAACUAUGUGGUUCAAAGGAGAUCCAGGCCCCAUGGUGCCGAAAGAUUCAAAGUCACCCAAGUCAAAAAAGAGGAUAAAGAAAGAAGACGACCAUGAUUACACAGACAAGAAAAAGGUGGCCAGAAGUCGCUCUGCAAGCGCAACAAAGAAGUUGGUCAGAAAGGAAACUGUGGCUAAAACACCAAAGAAUAACAAGGAUGCACGUCCAAAGGAAGCCGGAUCCAAGAGAAGAAAGACAGAAAUAAGCGCGCCUCCGCAUGAGAAGAAGUCGGCUGCACGUAAGAGGAAGAGCAGCGGUAGCAGUGCAGAGCCAACAGCUUCAUGUCCACAGAGGCGGAGCGGAAGAGUGACCCGACAGAACGGCAAAUAAAAACAAGAACGAGGGAGGAACCGUUGUAUGAGACUGUUUUAAUAUUUUUAUACUUUUUAAAAUAAAAUCUUUUUUCUACGAAA
Molecule: messenger RNA, 1722 nt
Organism: Chelmon rostratus (copperband butterflyfish)
Lineage: Eukaryota; Metazoa; Chordata; Actinopteri; Chaetodontiformes; Chaetodontidae
Gene: neil1
Product: nei-like DNA glycosylase 1
Exons: 10
Coding region: 386-1639 (417 amino acids)
Biological process (GO): base-excision repair
Cellular component (GO): nucleus
Molecular function (GO): nucleic acid binding; zinc ion binding; DNA-(apurinic or apyrimidinic site) endonuclease activity
Source: RefSeq, a predicted model, not a curated record